Dipodomys ordii (Ord's kangaroo rat) is the source of this 1117-nucleotide messenger RNA. RefSeq names its product glyoxalase domain containing 4 (gene Glod4). NCBI's taxonomy places the organism in Eukaryota, Metazoa, Chordata, Mammalia, Rodentia, Heteromyidae. Bases 40 to 1020 code for a protein of 326 amino acids. The transcript has 8 exons. The record is from RefSeq and is a predicted model, not a curated record.
CGGCGUUGUACGAGGUCGGUCGCUUCAGCGGUGGGAGUCAUGGCUGCUCGCCGAGCUCUGCACUUCGUAUUCAAAGUGGGGAACCGUUCCCAGACGGCGCGUUUCUUUCGAGAUGUCCUGGGGAUGAAGGUGCAGACCUGGGCCGACAAGGGCUGGCGCGCAAGUCUGGGAAGGGUGCUGAGCUGCACCUGGCGGAGCGGGGACGAAACGGGUGUGUCAUUUUUUCUUGUGAUUACUGCAUUCAUAUAUUUUCCUUUAUCUAGGCCUUAUGAUGGGAAGUGGAGUAAAACAAUGGUAGGAUUUGGGCCUGAGGACGAUCAUUUUGUUGCAGAACUAACAUACAAUUAUGGCAUUGGCAACUACAAGCUUGGCAAUGACUUCAUGGGAAUCACAAUUGCUUCUAGCCAGGCUGUCAGCAAUGCCAGGAAACUGGAGUGGCCCCUCAGUGAAGUUGAAGAAGGAGUUUUUGAAACUAAGGCCCCAGGAGGAUAUAAGUUCUAUUUGCAGAAUCAAAGUCUCCCUCAGUCAGACCCAGUAUUAAAAGUAACUCUAGCAGUGUCUGACCUUCAGAAGUCCUUGAACUAUUGGUCUAAUCUACUGGGAAUGAAAAUUUAUGAACAAGAUGAGGAGAAGAAAAGGGCUUUGCUAGGCUAUGCUGAUAAUCAGUGUAAGCUGGAGCUUCAGGGCAUCAAGGGUGCAGUGGAUCACGCAGCAGCCUUUGGAAGAAUUGCCUUUUCUUGUCCCCAGAAAGAGUUGCCAGAUUUAGAGGACUUGAUGAAAAGGGAGAAGCAGAAGAUCCUGACUCCUUUGGUGAGUCUGGACACCCCAGGCAAGGCAACUGUACAAGUAGUCAUUCUGGCUGACCCUGAUGGACAUGAAAUUUGCUUUGUUGGUGAUGAAGCUUUUCGAGAACUUUCUAAGAUGGAUCCAGAAGGGAGCAAAUUACUGGAUGAUGCAAUGGCAGCAGAUAAAAGUGAUGAGUGGUUUGCUACCAGAAAGAAACCAAAAGCUUCAGCUUAAUGGAAUACCUCAUAUGGAGCAAGCACUAAUGAUUCUUGUUCAGCAUCUGUGAGAGCUGAUGUGCCCAUUUACAAUAAAUGCUCUUACCGCUCUGCUA